AUGUCUCACGACGAAGAACAUCCGUAUCUUUCUCCCGCGGAGAUAACCCGUAGAGAUUUCCCAGAGUAUUUCUGGGUCAAUCAACAAAAUUCCUCCGAGUGCAGCGGAAUAGAAUCGAGCGAAAUCUACAAUAAGAGCGCGAGCAGCGAUAUCAAGGUGGAGUUCAAGAUGCCAAAAGAGGCCGAAGUGGGUUCUUCGAUCGAGCUGAGAUGCGAGUGGCGAAUAAUGAGUGGAAGCAAUCUCUACUCGGUUAAAUGGUACAAAGAUGAUCAUGAAUUCUUCCGAUAUGUGCCGGACAGCAGCCAAAGGACUCAGACAUUCCCCCGACCAGGCGUGACAGUCGAGACGAAAGCGAAUAGCGAGCAGCGAUGGUUAAGAUUGAAGAACCUCGCCCUGGAGAGCUCCGGUCAAUACAAAUGCGAAGUUUCCACCGAGGCGCCGUCUUUCGCCACUACGUAUCAAACAGCCAAUCUAACGGUGAUUUCACCUCCGGAGAGGGGACCGGAAAUCACAGGCCUGUCCUUGCACUAUGCCCCCGGCGAGAACGUGACUGCCAACUGCACUGCCUGGCCGUCCGUGCCUAAGGCCAAUCUACGUUGGACCAUCAACGGCGAACCGGUAUCUCUCGAGAACACUGUUCAGCACCCACCGUUGCCGCCUAUGAGUAGCGGAAACAUUCCCAACAGUCUGGGGCUACGAUUGGAGGCUGAACCUCGACACUUUGAUAACAACGAACAGAUCAAGAUCAAAUGCUUCGCCGAGGUCGGUUCGCACAUAUACGAGGCCGAGCGUAGGGUGAUGAAGGCGCAGCUGAACAACGAGAGGCUCAGCGCUGGUGAUAUGCACGCGGCUGCAUGCAGCAUCCGUGCCAACAUCCUCGUUCAACUGCUCACGGCGAUCCUUGCGCUCGUUCUGCUCACAACGUGACCUAUCGGCCUCCUUGCGUGAG
This is a messenger RNA of Trachymyrmex cornetzi, 949 nucleotides long. RefSeq lists its product as uncharacterized. The transcript has 5 exons. NCBI's taxonomy places the organism in Eukaryota, Metazoa, Arthropoda, Insecta, Hymenoptera, Formicidae. Bases 1 to 927 code for a protein of 308 amino acids. The record is from RefSeq and is a predicted model, not a curated record.